ACGGAUGAAAGAGGGGUGAAGGGGAGCAGGUUUGAAGAUUAUUAAUCAACUAUUGAACAACACUUGCAGUGACGCUCCAAUGCUUAUUCUUGGCGGGUUUCACACUGCCACCGACCAUGGUAACGGCUGAAGGUGGGAAAGUCAAUCACGUUAUUUGGGAAUCGGGCGUAGGCUCCAGCACACCGAUCGGCGCGUCACGCGAAAACGACAUGCACCGCAUCGAAGUCCUGCGUUUAUUGAUCGUCCUCCUCUCGCGCUCCAUGUACGUAUCGCCGUCGCAAGUCCUGUCAAAGGAAGACCGAUGGCUCCAUUACAUUGUCGCUAAAACGGAACGCAAAGUGGUCUUGGCCCUGCUGUGCAGCCUGCUGAACACAGCCUGCAAGUACAACCCAUUGGGCUGGGGCGUGCCCUACAACCACGUCGUGUUUACCGAUACACGCGAGCAGCUCGUAGUCAUGUGUAUACGCGUAUUGCUGGUGAUUCUGGACUACCAUUCGCCGCGCGUGGCCCACACAAUGCGCCAGAUUGACCAGCGUGUCACGACGCCGCCUGCUGAAAUUGUUUCGGGCGCAGAUCUCUUGAUUCAGGAUCCCGAGAAGCGGGCUUUGGCUGAAAAGCAAGCGGCCGAAUUGAAAGCUGCCACUGCUGCGGGUGGAUCCUCCACCACGGAUGGUACUGCUUCAGAGUUUGAUUUGGAUGAGAAUAGCGACAACUCGUUCCGACACUAUCUUUCCAAGCUGCAUCGUGCCCAGGAUUUCCAGUUUUUGAUCGAUGGCAUUUAUCGUAUCCUGAGCAACCCAAUGCAAGCCAACAACACGUAUUUGCCCGGAUCUACCAAACGUGUCCGGUGCCAUGUCGAGAUGAUGAUGCUCUGCUGGAAACUGUUGGAGACGAAUCAGCGAUUCCGCAGCUAUCUGAUGGAAACCGAGCGCGCACUGGAUUUGAUGGUUGUUUUGGUCUAUUACGCCAUGGAAAACAAACUGGAUCCAGCCCAAGUUGGAUUGGUUCGCAUGUGUGCUUUUAUCUUGCAAACGCUUUCGUCUGACCGCACUUUUGGAGUCAAGUUGAAUCGUCCAUUUGACGGCCAUUCGUCCUUACCUGCUGUUGUUCGGAUACCCGCGUUCCAUGGAACCUAUGCUGAUUUCCUUAUCAUCUCUAUUUUCACAUUGAUCGCCACCUCUCGUGGAUCCCUCUCCACACUCUAUCCAGCACUCAUCCUUACCGUCACCAACAUUUCGCCUUACCUUAAGAAUCUUUCCGUCACAACCGCGAGCAAGUUGAUGGCACUGUUUGGUUCCAUGUCAGCUCCAGGCUUUUUGCUUGCCGACGAGUCCAACCACCGUCUCGUUGGUUACUUGCUCGAAGCAUUCAACAACACCAUUCAAUAUCAAUUUUCAGAUAACCCAAACUUGCUAUAUGCUCUCGUCCGAAGCAACGUCAAAUUUGAAAAAUUACGAGACUUUUCCUUGGAAAAGGCGAUUGCAGAGAUUGAACGUGUACGUCAAAUCAAGGAAGAAAAAUUGCGUCGCAACAGUCAACAAGUACCUCGCGUGUCUGCAUCUGAUGAUGGCAAGAGCGUCAACAGUGAAACACCACCAGCUGCUGCUACUACUACUACUACUACUCCCGCAAUUGUUGGUGGAGACAACAAAACCAAUCCAUCUCAACAGCAGGAAGAAGAUAAGCAGCAGGAUCAAGAUAAGGAGCAACAAUCACAACAACAACAACAGCAACAGCAACAGCAACAGCAAGAUGGUCUAUCAGAAAAAGCCCGUGGCAAAUUACCUGAAUCGCCUGCUGAAGGUAACGCUUCCAGCAGUACCAGCAGCAACGGUUUAGCUGCCCCUCCUGCCACAACAACGUCAAAUCCAGCUGCACCCCAACGACAGGGCAGCACGUCUUCCAUCGGAUCGGUCACAAGCACAGCCACUGUCCAGUUGCCAGGCACCAAGAAUGGCUUCAUGCCCACCGAAGACUGGGUAACGGAAUGGCAUUCACAAUUACCGAUGCAAACGAUUUUGGUCUUGUUAGAGCACCUGGUGCCGCAAGUGCAAACACUUUGCUCCACGCAAUCAUUGACGUCUGAUGCUCAAGUGCUCGAAUUCUUGCGUGGUAUGACAUUGGUCGGUAUUUUGCCACCACCACCGCCGAUCUUUAUCCGCAAGUUCCGUUGGGGCGAGGCGCUUGUGAUUUGGUUCAGAAGCAUGUUGUGGGGUCAGGCUUACGUGUCUUCCAUCACCGACUAUUGUCCGUGGAGCGGAACUCAUGUCAAGCUGUUCCAGAUCAAGCAACAGGUCGUUGGCGGCAACAAUAACGCUACUAGCAGCAAUAAUAAUAGUAAUAGUGGAUCGCUGCCAUCUUAUUCAGACCAACAAACAUCUUCUUCACCACGACCUUCUUUGUCGCCCGCUACCCCACAACAGCAAUCAAGAACGUCACCUGCUGCAGUAUAGAAGCAGAUCCAUUCCCAACCUUGUCACAUAGCACAACACACAUACUUUCUUUAUCUCCUUUUGUACUUUGUUGUUUAUACAAUAUCAUAAAUGAAAUAAUCGAUCAUAUCGAUCAUAUCGAUGAGCAAAGUAAAAGAUCAAGUUUUGUAUAUAUGCGGUGUAUGAUAUCGAACGAAAACAGAAUAAUUAUUGCUGUUGUCGUUGCUGCCUCUCGUAAAUUUUGCGUUCACAUUGUUCGAGCGUAGCAAGGUUGGAUCCCAUCUUGUUCAUCGUCUCCUGAUAUUCU
Zychaea mexicana is the source of this 2739-nucleotide messenger RNA. Its product is annotated as high-temperature-induced dauer-formation protein-domain-containing protein. The record is from RefSeq and is a predicted model, not a curated record. The coding region runs from base 117 to 2453 and encodes 778 amino acids. Gene Ontology annotation, cellular component: Golgi trans cisterna; membrane; Golgi medial cisterna. NCBI's taxonomy places the organism in Eukaryota, Fungi, Mucoromycota, Mucoromycetes, Mucorales, Lichtheimiaceae. The transcript is spliced from 5 exons.